AUGAAUGCUUAAGCAUAGGAUACACUUGAAAAAGUAUUUCUUUUGAAAGAAAUUUCAUUACACGAUACUAUUAGAUAGCUUAAAAAUGAAAAUGCUAUAUUGAAAACUAAGCUCUCUGAUAAGGAAAGAUAGAUCUAGGGUUUAGUUAACUAGAGUUAGGACUAUUAGAGAUUAUUUUUAAAGUAAAGGGAAGAGCUAUUAAGAUUGAGUUUAUAAAUUCAAGAGUAUUAAAGUGAAAAAGAAAAAGCUUCUCCAUAAAAGUUUAGGCUGAUAGAAAAAGAAAGAAUCGAUUCUAUUGAUCAGGAAAUGAAAUAGAUUUUAUCAAACAAAUAAUAUAGAAACAUUUAAGAAAACUAAAAUCCUAAUAAGCUUUUUGGCUAAAGUUCUACAAACAAAAAUAAUCAAUUUUCUGGCUCUCAUAAAUAAUAUAAUUUAUUUUUAGAAAAGCAAGAAAUUUUUAAGAAAGUUAAAUAGCAUUUCUUAAAUGAAAGAGAGAAAAACUUGUAAGAAAUGUACUCUGAAGAUUUUUUUGAUAUUGUAAAAAGGAAGAAAGAAGGGUAUUUAAAAUAAAAAUAAAAACUAUAAGAGAGAUUCCAAGAGAGUAGAAAAUGUGCUUCACCAUACAAGUCCAAUAAUUAAGAGAAAUCGGAUAAAUAUAGUCUAUAGCAAGAUGAAAUCGAAACUUGUCACUUGACUCCUAAUUCUAGCACUAAAGCUUUUUCUACUUAAUCUUCUCCAAAAAAAAUAUUGACUCCAUAUAAAUCAUAAAAAAUUUACACUGAAGGUAGUCCAAAAAGUAUAUUUGAUUAAGCUAGAAGUGAAAUGUAGAAUAAAAAUAAUUUUAUUCCAGAGCUUAAACAACUUCAAGUUAGCGAAUCAAUAUUUUUAAUUCCGAAAAAUAAAUUAUAGAUAUUAAAUCAAGAUAUUAUUGAAGAAAGAAGAUUAAAUAUUUUAAAAUAAAGCUAAGAAGCAUCUUGA
Tetrahymena thermophila SB210 is the source of this 978-nucleotide messenger RNA. RefSeq lists its product as hypothetical. Lineage: Eukaryota; Ciliophora; Oligohymenophorea; Hymenostomatida; Tetrahymenidae. The record is from RefSeq and is a predicted model, not a curated record. The transcript is spliced from 4 exons.